Messenger RNA from Neurospora tetraspora, 7746 nucleotides. RefSeq lists its product as uncharacterized. The record is from RefSeq and is a predicted model, not a curated record. Gene Ontology annotation, biological process: secondary metabolite biosynthetic process; fatty acid biosynthetic process. The transcript is spliced from 4 exons. Bases 1 to 7746 code for a protein of 2581 amino acids. Gene Ontology annotation, molecular function: fatty acid synthase activity; oxidoreductase activity; phosphopantetheine binding. Lineage: Eukaryota; Fungi; Ascomycota; Sordariomycetes; Sordariales; Sordariaceae.
AUGGAUUCCAACAUGCCUAUUGCCAUUGUUGGCAUGAGCUGCCGAUUCGCUGGCGAUGUCGACAGCCCGUCUAAGCUCUGGGAUCUUUUGGCUCAAGGAAAGAGUGCCUGGUCGGAGAUUCCCAAGGAUCGAUUCAAUAUCGAUGGAUUUCAUCACCCCAACUUUGAGAAGCUCAAUGGCACAAACGUAAUAGGAGGCCACUUUAUGAAGGAGGAUAUUGGCCUGUUUGAUGCGCACUUCUUCAACCUUUCUGCCGAGACUGCUGCUGCGUUGGAUCCCCAGUUCCGUCUGCAGCUCGAGUCAACAUAUGAGGCCCUUGAGAGCGCUGGUAUCACUCUUCAGGAUGUGGCUGGCUCCAACACCUCCGUCUACGCCGGCUCCUUCUUCCGGGACUACCACGAGAGUUUGAUCCGUGACCCCGACACACUUCCCCGCUUCCUCCUCAUGGGCACCGGCGCCGCCAUGGCCUCCAACCGUCUCUCCCACUUCUUCGACCUCCGCGGUCCCAGCAUGUCCGUCGACACCGGCUGCUCCACCACCCUCACAGCGCUUCACCAAGCCUGCCAGAGCUUGCGUUCGGGCGAAUCCACCAUGUCCAUCGUGGGCGGCGCCAACAUCAUGUUCAACCCCGACAUGUUCCUCGCCAUGUCCUCCAUGACGCUCAUUUCCAAGGACGGUCGGUCCUGGGCCUUCGACAGCCGCGCCAACGGCUACGGUCGCGGCGAAGGUUCCGCGACGGUCAUUCUCAAGCCCCUUGACGCCGCUCUGCGCGACGGCGACCCCAUCCGCGCUAUCAUCCGCGACAGCGGUAUCAACCAGGACGGCAAGACCGAGACCAUCACCACGCCCAGCGGCGAGGCGCAGGAGGCCUUGAUCCGCGCCUGCUACGAGCGCGCAGGCCUCGAUCCGGGACAGACGACGUACUUCGAGGCGCACGGAACGGGUACUCCGACGGGCGAUCCGAUCGAGGUGGGCGCCAUCGCUUCGGUGUUCAAGGACUCGCGCAAGGGCGAUGGCGAGGACGCGCUGCUGCGCAUUGGCUCCGUCAAGACCAACAUCGGUCAUACCGAGACUGCUUCGGGUGUGGCGGCCAUCAUCAAGGUCGCGUUGGCGCUGGAGAGGGGCCAGAUCCCGCCGAGCGUCAACUUUGAGAAGCCGAAUGCGAAGUUGAGCUUGGACGAGUGGAAGCUGAAGGUCCCCACCGAGCUGGAGGAGUGGGUUGGCAAAGACGGCAUCAGGCGCGCGAGCAUUAACAAUUUCGGCUAUGGCGGGUCGAAUGCGCACGUGAUUAUGGAGGAUUAUAGCAGCUACAUCGCUACGACUCAGCGGACAAGGGGGCUCUGGAAUGGCGCUGAGGGCCGCGCUAACGGGCGCACUAACGGCCACCACCACGCUGAUAGCGGAAUCGCCAUCGACGACCUUGACAACGUCAACGUCAACGACCACUCCAAAGUCUUCCUCCUCUCCGCCAAAGACGAGAAGGCCACCGAGCGCAUGAUCGCCAACCUCAAGACUUACCUCCAGGAUCAGAAGUCCAAGAAAUCCACCGACGAAAAUGUCCUCCUCUCCAACCUCGCCCACACCCUCUGCGCCCGCCGCACCCUCUUCCCCUGGACCGCCACCUUCUCCGGCGCCUCCAUCGACUCCCUCAUCCGCACCCUCGACUCGGGCCGCAUCAAGCCCGCCAAAGCCUCUCCCACCGCCCCGCGCAUCGGCUUCGUCUUCACCGGCCAAGGCGCCCAAUGGUGGGCCAUGGGCAAGGAGCUCAUCGACGCCUACCCCGUCUUCAAGGCCGCUUUGCUAGACUGCGACGUCGAGAUCAAGAAACUCGGCGCCACUUGGAACAUGGUCGAGGAGCUGAACCGCGAUGCCGAGACUAGCAAGGUCAAUCAGCUCGAUUAUAGCACCCCCGUGUGUGUCGCUGUGCAGAUUGCCCUGGUGGAACUGUUGAAGGCGUGGGGCAUCAAGCCCACGGCUGUGACUUCCCACUCGUCCGGUGAAAUCGCGGCUGCUUAUGCCGCUGGCGCGCUGGACCUGCCGAGCGCGAUGGCGAUUGCGUUUGCUCGAGGCGGUUUGGCUAGCGAGGGCAACCGGCAGUUUGCGAGGAAGGGAGGCAUGAUGGCUGUUGGCUUGGGCAGGGAGGAGGGCGAGAAGUACCUUCCCAUGGUUACCCAGGGCCAGGUUGUCGUUGCUUGCGAGAACUCCCCGACGAGCAUUACCUUGUCUGGUGAUGUCGAGGGCUUGGUCGAGCUCGAGCAGGUCAUGAAGGAGGAGAAUAUCUUUGCCAGACGGCUCAAGGUCGAUGCAGCCUGGCAUUCGCAUCACAUGGAGGCUGUCGCUGAUGCGUAUUAUGCGAGCAUGGAUAAGAAGGUUAAGCCGGCCAAGAGCAAGUUGGAUAUGAUCUUCUCCUCCCCUUGCACGGGCAAGCGGAUGGAUAAGGUCAGCGAGAUUGGCAGCCCGGGACACUGGGUGCGCUCGUUGACGGGUUGUGUCCGCUUCGUGGAUGCGUUCCGCAGCAUGGUCUUUGCUGAGGAGGGUGGCGAGCCGACGGUUGAUAUGGUUAUCGAGGUCGGUCCGCACGCGGCGCUGUCGGGUCCUAUUCAGGAUAUCCUGGCUAUGCCCGAGUUUAAGGGGGUUAAUAUCCUUUAUGGCAGCUGCUUGAUUCGCAAGAAGAGCGCGGUUGAUACCAUGCAGGAUUUGGUCGGUGACCUUGUUCGCAAGGGAUACCCCGUUAAUCUCAAGGCUGUCAACUUCCCCUUUGGCACUGAGGGUGUCAAGGUGUUGACUGACUUGCCUGCUUACCCCUGGAAUCACUCGACCAAGCAUUGGAUUGAGCCGCGCUUCAACAGGGCUCUUAGACAGCGCUCUGAGGCUCCUCAUGAUUUGCUUGGUUCGCUCGUCCUGGGUUGCGAUCCUAGUGCUCCUACCUGGCGCCACAUUGUCCGUCUCAGUGACCUUCCCUGGGUCAGAGACCAUUGUGUGCAGGGGAACAUGAUCUAUCCCGCUGCUGGAUACAUUGCCAUGGCUGUCGAGGGCAUGCAGCGGUUUGCUUCUCGUCAGUCUGGAGACAAGAAGAUUGCUGGCUAUCAGCUUCGUGAUAUUGACAUUCUCAACGCUCUUGUCGUUCCUGAGACCAGCGAGGGUAUUGAGAUGCAGCUUUCUCUUCGCCCCGGCAGCGAAAGGGAUCUUUCCACCAAGGGAUGGACCGAGUUCACUGUUCAGUCCGUUAACUUGGACAACAAGUGGACUGAUCACUGCAAGGGUUUGAUCUCCGUUCAGUUCGGCGCUGCUCCCAAGCACGCUGUCAACCAGCCUACCCAGGACUCUCACUACCGCAUCCGCAUCAACCCCAAUGACAUCUGGUCCGGCAUGCGCUCGGGUGGUAUCAACCAUGGUCCCAUCUUCCGCAACAUGAAGAGCAUUCGUACCCGCAGCAAGCAGUCCAUCACCACCUUCACCGUGGCCGACACCAAGUCUGUCAUGCCCAAGCAGCACGAGAUGGCUCAUGUCAUCCACCCCACGACCUUGGACUCGGUCUUCCAGGCCGCUUACACCGCUGCUCCCGGAGCCGGUGGCAAGAACCAGACCCCCAAGGUUCCUCGUUUCAUCUCCAAGCUCUGGAUCUCCCACGACAUCAGCAAGCAAGCCGGCCACGACUUCAAGGCCUACGCCAAUCUCGACCACGCCGAUGACCAGUCCACCAAGACCGCUCUCCGCGUCGUUGAUGAUGCCGUCGAGGCUCCUGUUCCUGUCAUCUCCAUCGACGGCUUCGUCUGCCAAUCGAUCGGUAACGCGCCCACCGCCUCCGACGAGCCUUGGGAAGCUGACAAGUUCACCACCACCCACUGGGCGCCCGACGUGACCUUCCUUAAGGACGUCUUCCUCAAGAAGCAACUCGGCAGCCAGAUCACCCCCGAGGAGGCCGAGAUCCUCAUGAACCUCCGCAAGGCCUGCAUGUACUACAUCUACGACGCCCUCCGCGACCUCACCCCCGAGGACAUGAAGAAGCUGGAGUGGUACCACAAGAAGUUCUACAUCUGGAUGCGUCUGCAGGCCGACUUGGCUCGCGCCAACGAGCUGGGACCCGAUAGCAACAAGUGGGCGAACGCCACGCUGAACGAGAAGGCUACGCUGCUGGAGAAGGUCAAGAUGAGCAGCACCAACGGCGAGAUGGUCUACCGCCUUGGUCCGCAGAUCGUACCAAUCCUCCGCGGAGAGAUCACCGCUUUGGAAGUCAUGCUCGAGCAGAACUUGCUGUCGCGGUAUUACCUCGAAGGCCUCAAAUGGGGCCGCGCCAACGCCAAGCUGGGCGAAAUGGUCCGCCACUACGCGCACAAGAACCCUCACGCCAAGAUGAUUGAGAUCGGCGGUGGUACCGGUGGUGCCACGGCCCAUGUCCUCAACGCCAUCGGCACUGCCGAAGACGGACUGGGUCCCCGCGCUGCUAGCUACGACUUCACCGAUGUGUCGUCUGGCUUCUUCGAAGCGGCCAAGGAAAAGUUCCAACCGUGGAAGGACCUGAUGCGCUUCAAGAAGCUGAACAUCGAGCAGGACCCUUCGUCGCAGGGCUUUGAGGAGGGAACCUACGAUGUUGUGAUUGCUUGCCAGGUUCUGCACGCGACCAAGUCCAUGGAUAACACGAUGCAGAAUGUCCGCAAGCUGUUGAAGCCCGGCGGUAAGCUGUUCAUCAUGGAGACGACCCAGGACCAGAUGGAUGUUCAGUUCGUCUUCGGUUUCCUUUCGGGAUGGUGGUUGAGCGAGGAAGAGGAGCGCAAGUUCAGCCCGUCGCUUUCCGUGCCCAUGUGGGAUCGCGUGCUGCAUCGUACUGGGUUCCGCGGUGUCGAGGCGGAGAUCAGGGAUGUGGAGCAUGAUGAGCUUUAUGCCUUCAGCGUGAUGAGCUCGACGGCUGCUGCUAGUGCUCCCGUGUUUGACUUUGACAUUACUUUCGUCACGGCCAGCAACCAGAUCCCCGAGGUGUGGCUGGAUAAGCUGAGGGUGUCGAUUGGAUUGCUUACCUGCUCGGUGCCGACCGUCAAGAGUCUCGAAGAGGUCACGGUUGAUGGAAACGAUGUUUGCGUCUUCCUUGAUGAUCCCAAGAACCCCGUCCUGGCGGACCCGAGCAAGGCGCAGUUCAGUGGCAUUAGGGAUAUGUGCACUCGCGCCAAGGGUUUGCUUUGGUUGACGCAGGGCGGCGCGGAUGAGUGCGAUCAGCCUUUGGCCUCUCUCGCUGCUGGAUUCCUCCGCUCUUUGAGGCAGGAGUACUCCGGCAAGCGUCUGGGAACACUCGAUCUUGACCCUACCCAAGACAUCUGGUCCGAGUCUUCCAUCACCACCAUCACCGAGGUGUUCCGCAAGUUGUUCGACUACUCGACCAACAAAACCGGCAGCGACUACGAGUUCGCCGAGCGCGAAGGCACCGUCAAGAUCCCCCGCUACAUCAAGGACGUCACCCGCAACUCGGCCGUCUUCAAGCACCAGCAGGCCAUCGCGGCCCAGCCCGAAGCCGAGAUGGAGCCGUUCAUCCAGCCCGACCGUCCCCUGCGUCUGACCAUCGGCACCGCCGGCUUGCUUGACACGCUCAAGUUCGUCGACGACCCGACCGCGUCCGAUCCUCUCCCCGAGGACUUUGUCGAAGUCGAGCCGCGCGCCUUCGGCGUCAACUUCCGCGACGUCAUGGUCGCCAUGGGCCAGCUCAAGUCCAACACCAUGGGCUACGACUGCGCCGGCGUGAUCACUCGCGUCGGCCCCGCCGCUGCUGCCGAGGGCUACCAAGUCGGCGACCGCGUCUCCGUUUUGCUUAGGGGUCACUACGCCAGCCGGACCCGCAUUCACUGGACUAGUGCCGUUAAGAUCCCCGAUGAGAUGACGUUCGAGACGGCUGCCAGCUUGCCGACACAGUACGUCGCUGCUUACGUCUCUCUUUACGAUACUGCCCGUCUGCAAAAGGGCGAGUCGGUGUUGAUUCAUGCUGCCACUGGCGGUGUUGGUCAAGCAGCGGUGAUGAUGGCGCAGCGCGUCGGCGCCGAGGUGUUCGUCACCGUCGGCACGGAAGAGAAGCGCGAGUUCGUCAUGAAGCAUUACGGUAUUGCAGCCAAUCACAUCUUCUCCUCGCGCGACGUCUCGUUCGCUCCCGGGGUCAUGGCCAUGACCAAAGGCCGGGGCGUGGACGUGGUGCUCAACUCCCUCGCCGGCACGCUUCUGCAGGAAUCGUUCAACUGUCUUGCGCCCUUUGGUCGCUUCGUGGAGAUUGGCAAGCGCGAUCUGGAGCAGAACAGCAGUUUGGCAAUGGAGGCGUUCACGCGCGCGGUGUCGUAUACGAGCAUUGACGUGAUCACCCUGGGAGAGUACAAGAAGAUGGAGACGAAUCGGAUCAUGAAGGAUAUUAUCAGAUUAGUUGGGGCAGGCGAGUUGAGGGUCGUUGAGCCGAUUACGGUCUACCCCGUGGGAGAGAUUGAGAAGGCGUUUAGGUUGAUGCAGGCUGGUAAGCAUAUGGGCAAGAUUGUGUUGUCUGCGUCGGAGGAGACUUUGGUGCCGGUCCUUCCCCGUCUCACCUCCAACACCGUUUCUCUACGGUCCGACGCCUCCUACCUAGUCGUCGGCGGCUUCGGCGGUCUCGGCCGCUCCAUCUGCUCCUGGCUCGCCUCGCACGGAGCCAAGCAUCUUGUUGUUGUCUCCCGCAACGCCAAAGCCGACAAGCUCGCCCAGCUGCAGACCGAACUCAACCAUGUGUCCAAGGGCGUCAAAGUCACCGCCAUCAGCUGCGACAUCUCCAACAUGGCUGUCCUUACAAAGGCCCUCGACUGCGUCAAGCUAGGAGUGCCUCCCAUCCGCGGUAUCAUCCACGGCGGCAUGGAACUGCGCGAUUCGGUUUUGGAACACAUGAAGUUGGAAGAUCACAAGGCGGCUCUGGCUCCCAAGCUUAGCGGGUCUUGGAACUUGCACCAGUAUUUCUCUUCCCCCAAGGAGAAAGAGAGUCUAGACUUCUACAUCAUGCUCUCCUCCCUCGUCGGCGUCGUCGGGUUCGCUUCGCAGGCAAACUACUCGGCCGGCGGCGUGUUCCAAGACUCCCUCGCACAGCACCGUGUUUCCCAAGGGCUGCCGGGUGUCAGCUUGGAUCUGGCCGUCGUCAAAUCAGUCGGUUACCUGGCUGAUCAUCCUGAUUCGGAGAAGACGAUUGAGUCACUUAAGCGCCAUGGGUUUACUGCGCUGGCGGAGGAGGAGGUGUUGAGUGCUAUCGGGUCUGCUAUUCAGACGCCGUUCGCAGGCCAGCUUACGUUGGGGUUGAACUGCGGUCCUACUGGCCAACCCUCUGCCGAUGCUCCUCUCGCGCGCGACGCCCGCUUCUCCCAAAUCAAGCACCGCGCCGUGAAGGCCACCACCCAAACCACCUCUGCCACCGGCAACAGCACCGACCUAUCCAGCCUUCUGGCCAACUCUCAAUCCCUAGAAGAAGCAACAUCCCACACCCUCGAAGCCAUAACCAAAAAGCUACAAGACAUCUUCAUGAUCGCCGACGCCUCCGAAAUCAACCCCGAGUGUUCGCCAGCAGAAUUCGGCGUGGAUUCACUGGUGGCGGUGGAACUCAGGAAUAUGCUCAGCAUGAAGGCGGGGAGCGAGAUGAGUAUCUUUGAGAUUAUGCAGUGUGGGAGUUUGAGCGGGUUGGCGGGGGUUGUGGUGGGGAAGACAACUCCCAGCGAGCCGGUAGAGCCGGUGAGCUCUCUGAGCUCUCCCCAGUCGUUCGCCUAG